Planococcus citri (citrus mealybug) is the source of this 1292-nucleotide messenger RNA. RefSeq names its product exosome component 1 Csl4 (gene Csl4). The transcript is spliced from 6 exons. The record is from RefSeq and is a predicted model, not a curated record. Lineage: Eukaryota; Metazoa; Arthropoda; Insecta; Hemiptera; Pseudococcidae. Gene Ontology annotation, cellular component: cytoplasm; nuclear exosome (RNase complex). Bases 145 to 765 code for a protein of 206 amino acids. Gene Ontology annotation, molecular function: RNA binding. Gene Ontology annotation, biological process: RNA processing.
UUCUUAUCAAUUUCAGUUCAGCACGUGAAAUAUUUUUGUUUUUUUUUGAACUUUGAAAUUUUUGUUGAACUUUGAAGUCUUUAUUUUUUAUGUACAAUACAAAAUAAGGGUAACAUUCUUCUAGUUCUUCGUGAUCUCAGCAAGAUGAGUGCUACCGCAGCAUCCUCUCAAAAUAAACCUCUCAUCUGUGUACCAGGUCAAAGACUAUGUCUUAUGGAUAAAGACCAUGUCAGCGGUAACGGUACUUACGAGCAUCAUGGAUAUAUUCACGCAUCUAUCUUAGGCACAGUAAAAAUAAACGAAGCUUCCUCAGAUAACAAUAAUAAAAUAGUCGAAGUUCACGGUAUAAAUGAGCAAAGUGUGGUACCAGCUCCAGGGGACAUCGUUACUGCUAAAGUUAUGGUAUUAACUCAGAGGUUUUGUAGAUGUUUAAUCAAAUGCAUCGGAGAUACGGUGCUGAGCAGACCUUAUCGAGCUAUUUUAAGGAAAGAAGAUAUAAGAGCUACGGAGAAGGAUCACAUCGAUAUGUAUAAAUGCUUUCGUCCUGGUGAUAUUAUUCUAGCACGAGUUUUACCUAUGACUGAAAUACAUUCCUAUCAUUUGUCAACGGCUGAAAACGAAUUGGGAGUUGUGAUUGCCUACAGCGAAGCAGGAAUCCCAAUGAUACCAAUCAGUUGGACUGAAAUGCAAUGUCCAAAAACUCACAACAAAGAAUUACGAAAAGUAGCCCGAAUAGUUCCCGAAGAGAUCGCUGUUCCGGAAUAACUCGUACAAAAACCAUCUCAAAAAAAUCAACGCAAUAGGUAUAAAAAUGGAAAAAAAACGAUACUGUAUUGUAAAUAAUAAUAAAAUCAGCCUUCGAGAAUUUGUACAACAGGUAAGUUGAGUACAUGUAUGAACGUAUUAUUGGUGGCUAUCUAUCUAGCAAUAGUAUCUCUAUCUACUUAUACCUAUCGUUGAAUUUCUUUUGUCUUAAAUCACUUUUAAAUUGUUCUAGUUUCAAAUUAUACGGAUCUUCGUGAUAACUGCUAGAAGGAGGAGUAGGAAAACUCGGCACCGGUAUUUGCUUCUCGUAUACGAAGGCGCGUCGAUCUGCCAACAGAUAGAAAAAAAAAUUACAUAAUUAUUACCCACACAUGUCGAGAUACUCGUAAUCGGGUUAUUAAAACGUAAACAAUUAAGAUAACUCUGAUAAGCGGACACACUCCUAAUUUUGAUAACUUUGUACAACCUUUAUACAUAUACACAGCAAUAAUAAUAAUACAUAUUUAAUUAAAAAAUUCGUUUAAUUA